CCGUCCCUUCCCCGUCGCGCGCGCCAUGACGAUCACCUACAGCUGUGUCGCUAACGGCCGCGCGGUCCUCGCCGAGCUGGCCCUGACCGGCGGCUCCUAUCAGGAAGCAGUGGCGACCGUGCUUAAACUAGUGCUUCUUAGAGCAGAGCCAAAGACCAUAAUGCAGAUGGGAAGCUUUGUCUACCAUACUCUCUUUAUUGAUGGAAUCACUUACCUAUGUGCUACAGACAAUGCCUUGGAUACCAUAACACCAUCUGCAUUUCUUAAAAACAUGAAAUACAAUAAAAAUCAAGACGAUACCCCGAUAUCUACACUGAGGAGUCAAGUAACUGACGUAAAAAAUAUUAUGUCCCAAAAUAUUGAUGAAAUUUUGGAAAGCGAAAACAGAUUGAGUAUCUUCACUGAUAGAACCAAUGAUCUCCAGACAACUGCCAAAGAAUCCCAAAAAACGAGUCAGGCUCUUAGGAGGAUGUGGUGGAAACACUUCAGAAAAGUCAUCAUCAUCACUGUGGUCAUUCUCCUCUCCAUCAUCAUCAUUCUUCUAAGUACGAAUGUGAUACCCACCUGACCCCUUUCCUCCCCGGACCAGCAAUUACCAAUAAAUGGUCACGUGUAAACAGAGGAGUCCAUGACCAGCGAUUACGAAAGUAUCCUCUGGUGCAGGAAGACUGCAGGAAGCGGGGCUUGGACGUCCUUCCUCGUCCCUCGUCCCUGCUGCGGUCCCAUUUGUUGUUCCCACUUCCAGCGGCUUCCCAGCCUCUUGUCCCUUUGUCAAGACGAGGAGCACAAACCGUGGAAUCACAUCACUGAAGCUUAACCCUCCACUCAGCCACAUACCAGCUGGGGGACUCUGGACCAGUUAUUUAACCUGUGCCCUUGUCUCCUCAUCUGUGAAAUGGAGCUGAUAGCAAUACUGCAGAGCAUUAUAUCUACCACGUAGUCAGCGCUGAGCGUUAACUAUGACUUCCUGGGGAAAAAAAUGAUUGCGUUUGUGGCAUUAAAUCUCUAUUAUUUUACUUCUUAGGAAAAAAAGGACUGUGAACUUCUAAUUUCCUUAGGAGUCUUAACAUGAGUACACAGUCCAGAAACAGACAUUCAUCUCUUCUCCAUAUUCUUUCAUUGAAAUGACAGCUCAACCCAUUGUUUUAUACUAGACAUUUCCUUGGAUAAAAAUUUUUAAAUUACAAAGGUGUAUUAUUUCCCUAGGGAGUCACAAGUCCUAUUUUACCACCCUAACAGCCGUUGUCUUUCCCCACAUGAUAUACUUCAUCCAAUAACCUCAAAUCACUAAGAUUUCUAACAACCAAAGCAUCUAACUUCACUUUGCAGUUGUUAACACUUCAUGAGUUGUAUCUCCUAAGUAGGAACUUGAAGUGUGAAGUUGGUUUUAAAAAUCACUUGUUGGGGGGGCACCUGGGUAUCUCAUUCAUUAAGUGUCUGCUUGGGUCAUGAUCCCAGG
Neogale vison (American mink) is the source of this 1459-nucleotide messenger RNA. RefSeq names its product vesicle-associated membrane protein 8-like. Lineage: Eukaryota; Metazoa; Chordata; Mammalia; Carnivora; Mustelidae. Gene Ontology annotation, molecular function: SNARE binding; SNAP receptor activity. The transcript is spliced from 5 exons. Bases 26 to 568 code for a protein of 180 amino acids. Gene Ontology annotation, cellular component: SNARE complex; membrane. Gene Ontology annotation, biological process: vesicle fusion; exocytosis. The record is from RefSeq and is a predicted model, not a curated record.